Messenger RNA from Adineta steineri, 381 nucleotides. The record is from the annotation of a GenBank genome assembly. NCBI's taxonomy places the organism in Eukaryota, Metazoa, Rotifera, Eurotatoria, Adinetida, Adinetidae.
AUGUCGAAAAAAUUCGAAGCAUCUUCAUCAACAUAUUUACGCUUAAAAAACGAACGUGGUCAUUGGCAUAAUCAAGCACAUAAUCCUGCUAUUGAUAAUUAUGAAGGCGAACGUCAUCAAGCAAUGAAUGAAUUACAAAAACAUCUUGGACAAUCUGGAACAUCCACGGAUGAAAUCAAAUGUUUAAUGGGUGAACCAACACAAAUUUUAAAUGAACCUGAUUUAGUUCUUCAACAUGAAUUUAAUCGUGAAAAUUAUACAUUUCCUGCUGGCGCUAAAAUUUGGAUAUAUGAAUGGCGUGGUAAUCACGAUUAUGUAUAUUUUGUCAUAUCAAAAGAUAAUAAAGUUAUUCAAUCCGAUUGGUAUAAUGCAUUGGAAUAA